AUGGAACUUGGUUACGAUCCAACAUAUGUCGCGCCCAUCACUGUCGCACAACACGCACACAAGCCGCCUGUCACGGAUAUUCUCUCCCAACGCAAUUGGACGGCCUCCGCUAUGCACAACGGUACCUCUAAGCAGGUGCUAAGGAAAGAUGUAACUCGUGAGGACGCCUCGCGUUCGCUGCAUGGUUCGGUACCCACCGAGGCACCCACCAAGGCGCCCACUGGUCUUGUGGCUGGUCCCAAGUUCCUCUACUUCAUUUCACGUCGCGACCCUCAAUCCGUCACUUCAUCCCCAAUCCACCGUAAUCAAACGGGAGACUUAGAUACCUCCGAGCUGAAUCGGCGCGGUGUUAGCGAUCGUCUGCUCAUCGGAUAUCGUCAUGUGCCCAAGGUAGACGUGGACAAAUACAUCACAGAAGGCAACACUAUAAAAGGGGUUCAUGGCAAUGGGUAUCAGAUAGGGAGUGGAGCUUACGUGGCAGGUGGGACUCACGAUUGGAUACCCGGGGAGUAUAUGUGCCUCGUUUGGGUGGACCGAACAAAGUGGGCGAAAUUGAGAAAAAUCUGGAUCCCUAAAUACGAUCACACCAAGUCGGACGAGGUAUCUGUAGAGCUAUGGGACAAUCGCGCUCUCAUGGACGACUACAUCCGACGUACGCUCCCAGGCGCCGACCCAGCACAGACAAUUCGGUUCGGACGGAUAAUGGGCCCUGGGGAUAUGAUUGAGAAGACCCAGCUUGUUAUCCCCCCGGCAGUUCAAGGAAGUGUGCUUGGCAUCCACGUUCAAUGCUCCGAGUCGGCAAAAAUCAAGGAUGGUGCCCUUACAAAGAUCAAUUAUCGCGACAGGGAAUUGAUUCAGAAGUGGCAGAUACAUGGUAUAUCGCCCGACCUGGAGCAAUUUACGAAGAAAGGUGACAGCAGAUCUCCCUCACCUUCGAAAUCCAGGUCGCGCUCCAGAUCGCGUUCUUCUAAAUACCCUAUUCGCCGAAAGUCUGGUAGCGGUAAACGACCUGUUCGUCACUAG
Messenger RNA from Cyclocybe aegerita, 1023 nucleotides. The record is from the annotation of a GenBank genome assembly. Lineage: Eukaryota; Fungi; Basidiomycota; Agaricomycetes; Agaricales; Hemipholiotaceae.